GUGUCUUCACGACUCCCUAGCGUAACCCUGUAUCGGCUCGACACUCGUCUGAUAUAUCAUCGGUCGAUAGGCGUCGACAUCGACGAAUCCGUUUGUUGCAUCUACCCUCGGGGUCGUUUCUAUCAUCUACAAAAAUGUGUGCCUCCUAGGGAUAGUUGGCGUAGCAAUGAUCAGCUUUGGCAUUACCUCUAUAAUUUUUAUCGUGGUGGCCACACUCGACUACUUUAACGAUGAAAAUCAGUUCCGCGAAUCAACUCGAAAAAUUUAUGAAGGGUUCGUGGAAUUCAGUGAAGGAACGCGAUUAUUCUAUACCUACUUGAUUGUGGUGGGUUAUUUCGCGGCGCAUGCUUUCGCGUUCUUGGCGGUGGCCAUCAUGGCAUGGAAACUACGCACUCACUACGUCUAGCACGCAGGAGUUUACAGCAAAGCUGUAUAACAAAAAAAACUGUUUCGCCUCUACAUUGA
Messenger RNA from Haemonchus placei, 465 nucleotides. Lineage: Eukaryota; Metazoa; Nematoda; Chromadorea; Rhabditida; Trichostrongylidae. The record is from the annotation of a GenBank genome assembly.